This is a messenger RNA of Fukomys damarensis (Damara mole-rat), 942 nucleotides long. Its product is annotated as olfactory receptor 2B6. The coding region runs from base 1 to 942 and encodes 313 amino acids. The record is from RefSeq and is a predicted model, not a curated record. Gene Ontology annotation, biological process: G protein-coupled receptor signaling pathway. Gene Ontology annotation, molecular function: olfactory receptor activity; G protein-coupled receptor activity. Gene Ontology annotation, cellular component: membrane. The transcript has a single exon. NCBI's taxonomy places the organism in Eukaryota, Metazoa, Chordata, Mammalia, Rodentia, Bathyergidae.
AUGAAUUGUGUAAAUGAGAGCAUCAUAGAGGAGUUUGUUCUCUUGGGUUUCUCAGAUCGACCACAGCUGGAGUUCCCCCUCUUUGUGGUCUUCUUGGUUUCUUACCUCAUGACCAUCUUUGGGAAUUUGUCUAUUAUUCUAGUGUCACGUCUGGACUCCAAACUUCACACCCCCAUGUAUUUCUUUCUUACCAAUCUGUCAUUCCUGGACCUUUGCUAUACCACAUGCACAGUCCCACAGCUGCUGGUGAACUUACGCAGCCUUAAGAAAGUCAUUAGUUACAGUGGUUGUGCAGUCCAGAUGUUCAUGUUUCUGGCCUUGGGGGCGACUGAGUGUGUCCUGCUGGCGGUCAUGUCCUUUGACAGGUUCGUGGCCAUCUGCCGGCCUCUGCGCUACUCGGUCAUCAUGCACCAGAGGCUCUGCCUGCAGCUGGCAGCUGCAUCCUGGCUCACUGGCUUUGGUAACUCAGUGUGGCUGUCCACCCUCACCCUCCAGCUGCCACUCUGCGGCCGCUGUGUAAUACAUCACUUUCUCUGUGAGGUCCCUGCCCUGCUCAAGUUGUCCUGUGUGGAUACCACAACCAAUGAGGCAGAGCUCUUCCUUGUGAGUGUGCUCUUUCAUCUGAUACCUCUGACUCUCAUUCUUGUAUCAUAUGCUUUUAUUGCCCGAGAAAUCCUGAAAAUUACUUCUACUGAAGGCCGACAAAAAGCAUUUGGAACAUGUGGCUCCCACCUAAUUGUGGUGACACUUUUUUAUGGUACAGCCAUCUCCAUGUACUUGCAGCCACCUUCAUCCAGCUCCAAAGACCGAGGGAAAAUGGUUUCCCUCUUCUAUGGAAUCAUUGCGCCAGUGCUGAACCCCCUUAUAUAUACGCUUAGGAACAAAGAGAUAAAGGAAGCCUUUAAAAGGUUGAUUGCAAGAGUCUUCUUAAUCAAGAAAUAA